CCGAACCUUCCAUUUCUUGCACAACCAACGCCUUGCUAAGCCCGCCCAAAUAACCACUUCAAGAUGUCGCAAAUCCACUCCUUGUCCGACGACCAGGUGCGCGACUUUCCAUACUCAAACUUGCCAAGAGCUCGUUCCUACUUUACCAACGGAACUUGCUAACAUUCGACCUCCCGCCCCUCAUGCAGGUCGGACAAGAGCUGCGCAAGAUGACAGCCUUCAUCAAGCAAGAAGCCACCGAAAAGGCGCGCGAGAUUGAGAUCAAGGCGAACGAGGAGUUCGCCAUCGAGAAGUCCAAGCUGGUGCGCCAAGAGACGGACGCCAUCGACACGGCGUACCAAAAGAAGUUCAAGCAGGCGACCAUGUCGCAGCAGAUCACGCGGUCGACCGUGGCCAACAAGACGCGGCUGCGCGUGCUGAGUGCCCGCCAGCAGCUGCUGGACGACAUCUUCACGGCCGCCUCGGGGCGGCUCGGCGAGGCAAGCCAGGACAAGGGGCGUUACGAGGGCGUACUCAAGGGCCUGGUCCUGGAGGGGUUCUACGCCAUGAACGAGCCGGAGCUGCAGAUCCGCGCGCGCAAGGCCGAUUACGAGGUUGUGCGUAGGGCGAUCGACGCGGCGGCUGCAGAGUACAAGGAGAAACUUGACAAAGAGGUUACGGCGAUGAUUGAUGAGGAGAAUAACGUGCCGGAUGGGAGGUAAGGAUUACUUGAGCGUUUGUGAAGAGCUUGCCGUGGACCGAGCGCUAAUGUGCAUUAACCUGCGUCUAGCGCCGGCGGUAUUGUGAUUGUUGGCGGGAACGGUAAGAUUGAAAUCGACAACACGUUCGAGGCUAGGUUGGAACUGCUCAAGGAGAGCGCC
This is a messenger RNA of Parathielavia appendiculata, 860 nucleotides long. Its product is annotated as ATPase, V1/A1 complex, subunit E. The transcript has a single exon. Gene Ontology annotation, cellular component: proton-transporting two-sector ATPase complex, catalytic domain. Gene Ontology annotation, molecular function: proton-transporting ATPase activity, rotational mechanism. The record is from RefSeq and is a predicted model, not a curated record. The coding region runs from base 183 to 701 and encodes 172 amino acids. Lineage: Eukaryota; Fungi; Ascomycota; Sordariomycetes; Sordariales; Chaetomiaceae. Gene Ontology annotation, biological process: proton transmembrane transport.